AUGAAUUCAACAAACUCACGUGUAGCUGAUGAAAAUCUUUCUAUGUCAUUUCAAACUUGCGAGAAAAUUUGUUUGGGACCUAAAACCCCUUUAAAAGGGAAGUUUCAGGCUUCUCUUGGCGUGCAUGAAAUUUUUAGCCCUGAGACUUGGAAGGCAGCUUUGAUAGAAUUAGUGGCAACUGCCUCUCUAAUGGUCACCUUCACUGCCUCCAUUAUUGCAUGCUUGGACUCACAAGAACUAGAUCCUAAGCUUAUUAUUCCCUUUGCAGUCUUCAUCAUAGCUUUUUUGUUCCUAAUUGUGACAGUUCCUCUAUCUGGUGGCCAUAUGAGUCCUGUUUUCACAUUCAUAGCUGCUCUAAAAGGCUUUGUCACUAUUUCUCGUGCACUCCUUUACGUGUUAGCACAAUGCAUUGGCUCAAUAAUUGGUUUCUAUAUACUAAACUGUGUGAUGGAUCCAAAGUUAAUAAACACAUAUUCAUUAGGGGGUUGUGCUCUUGGUGACAAAGGACUCAAUUCUAGUAUUAAUCAGCACGAAGCUUUGUUAUUGGAAUUCUCUUGCACAUUUUUGGUACUCUUUUUGGGUGUCACAUUGGCUUUUGACAAAAAAAGGUCAAAGAAUUUGGGCUUGCCAUUGGUGUGUUUGGUGGUAGCUGGUUCCAUGGCAUUGGCAGUAUUUUUGUCUAUAACGGUAUCAGGUCGGACCGGUUACGCUGGCGUUGGUCUUAACCCAGCAAGAUGCUUAGGCGCGGCGUUGCUUCAUGGAGGCUCAUUAUGGAAUGGACAUUGGCUUUUUUGGGUUGGACCUAUCUUGGCAUGUUUACUCUAUUAUAGUGUCUCUAUCAACCUACCUAAAGAAGUUUCAGUUUGGGAUGAUGAAGAAUAUGUUGUCUUAAAGCUGCCUCUUGGUUCUUGUAGGACUAUUCCUAAUGGUGACAUUUUAAAUGAUAUCACAAUAGAAGGAGGUGCACAAGGCUAUCAAGUCCAUGUAUGAAAAGUGAUGAUAAACUUUGUGACUUUGUUGUCACUCACAUACUAGUAAUAGUUGGUUUAA
This is a messenger RNA of Medicago truncatula (barrel medic), 1050 nucleotides long. RefSeq names its product aquaporin TIP1-2. The coding region runs from base 1 to 990 and encodes 329 amino acids. The transcript is spliced from 2 exons. Gene Ontology annotation, molecular function: channel activity. NCBI's taxonomy places the organism in Eukaryota, Viridiplantae, Streptophyta, Magnoliopsida, Fabales, Fabaceae. The record is from RefSeq and is a predicted model, not a curated record. Gene Ontology annotation, biological process: transmembrane transport. Gene Ontology annotation, cellular component: membrane.